This is a messenger RNA of Caenorhabditis angaria, 2038 nucleotides long. Lineage: Eukaryota; Metazoa; Nematoda; Chromadorea; Rhabditida; Rhabditidae. The record is from the annotation of a GenBank genome assembly.
AUGGAAUCCGGUAGAUUGUUUGAUAUUGCAGUAAGUGAUUCUUCGACAGCUUUCGCCUACAUUGAUACGGAGUCAAAAGAUGAUGAAUGUAAAAUUGAAAUCGUUGAAAAAGUGUGCCAACAGCGAGUGGUUUUCAGUAAACCAAGUGUUCGACGAUUGAUUAUUGAAAUGUAUGCGGCUUUCAAUGAUUGUCAAAAGUUGGCCCAAAAUGACGAUGUUUUAGAUCCAACCACGUAAGACUUUUAUUGAUAUUUGGCUUGUAGAUAACAGUAUUUUCAUCAUAGGUCUUGCGAGAUUUCGCGUUCAUAUCGAUCAAUUUUGCUCAACGCCGCGAUUGCUCACUCAAAUUCUGAUCUUCUUGAUGAUUUUUCCUUGUGGUCGCUUUAUGAGAAACUUUAUUUCUCAAGAAGUGACGGUUCGAUAUGUGCUGAUUUGAUUUCAUGGGCCAACGAGAGUUUCACAUUUGUCAAAACCGCAACACUCAAAGCGGCCGAAGAAUUCAAUCCAUCUGCCGAACAACAAUCGGAAGAAUAUUGGAAAGGAGUUGCGCUUUCAUUGCUCACUUGUAACUUCAAGGAAUGUAUCGAGCUAUUAUCAAUGUUUUCGAAUGAACCAGCUGUUGAUCGAUUUUUGAGUUCUCUCGAAAUGUUCAGCACUGAUUUAUUGAUUGAUGAAGGGAAAACAGAUAAAUUAAAUGAGUGGAAGGAAACUUUGACAAAUAACCUGAAAUUUGGAAAAUAUGGAAAUCAACAAAACAUCAUUUUUCUCACUAAAUUACUUAUUGGUAACGAAGAUGUAAGUAACGCGGAAUAUUUUUAUUUACAAUCAAGAAAUGUUAUUUUUUUCAGUAUUUGGGUGCUAUGGCUUCGAGAUUGAUUGAUAAUUGGUGGACAUUUAUUCCCUUCUAUGUUCUUGUCAAAAAUCCAUUGGCAAACUAUGGAGAAUUCGUAAAUUCGGCUGAUGAAUGUAGACAAUUAUUUGAAGAUCCUGAAAAUACGAAAAAUGAACCAGAUGUGUUUUGGUGUCUCAUUUCAAAGGACGAUGCUAGCUUCUAUCAAUUAAUUAUGGACAAUCCUUGGCUCUCAGUUCAUCUCGUUGAUUUGAUUCAGAAAUCAACAAAAGACGCAGAAUUGAUCGAUUUGCGGAGAAACCUUAUUCUAAACUAUGCAUCCAGUUUGAUAUUGCAUUCAAGUUUAUGGGAAAUUGGAGUUGGAUAUUUGCUACAAUGUGGGACUGAAGGAUUGCUUCGAUUAGAAUCACAUAUCGAAGGAAUUCAUAUUGAAGAUGAGGAAAUGGCUGAAAAUCUCUUUGAAAUUUGCGAAAUAAAUCGAUUGGAUGAUGCGAAAAGUUGUGUGACAAAUACAAUGACUUAUCGAUAUUUGAGAAUGGAAGAAUGGAGUGCUGCACUCGGAUGGGCUCUCAAAUCUGGAAGUAAAAAAUCAAUCGAUACUGUUGUUUCAAAGUAAGGUUCUUUUUAUCUUUUUCCUCUAAAGUAAAUAUUUUCAGAAUUGUCGGAAGUAGCAGUCGCGAAGAAAUGGCUUCUCUAAGUGUUCUCAAUACUUUACGAGUUGAUUCAGUUCACAAACCUUCCCUUUCAUUUUUAUAUAAUUAUCAAAGAUUUGUGAAAAUGAUGCAAAGUGGAGAAUUGAGCGAUUGUGUAAAGGUAACUAAUUAUUGGAGAAAAAUUUUGAAUCUGAAAAUUUGCAGCAUCUUGUUCCACUUAUCAUGAUGCCCGAUGUUCCAACACAAUAUUAUUCAGAUUUGUUUGAUUAUUUGAUUUUCAUCAUCAAAGAGGAUGAUAUGGUGAGUUUUUUCUAAUGAAAGUCGAUAAUUGUUUCUGAAAAUCUAAAAAUUUCAGAGAACUGGAAUUCGCUUCCCCAAAGAGAUUCUCUACGAACUAUCAACAUUUUUGGCCACAUUUUCGUUGGAUAAAAGUGUCGAUUUGGAAGAUGGAUAUUUGAGACGAGUCAAAGUUCUGAAGAAAAUGGUAAUGCUGAAAUUGGCCGAAUCGAUAUCGAAAGGAAUCAUGUGCCAAUAG